AUGUUGGAACUUCUAUCAAUAUCAUUUAUAUUUACAUCAUUAGCAAAAAUUGUUCUAAUUACUAUUACUAACUUGAUUCUUGGUUUUACAUGGUAUUCACCAAUAGGUUUUCAAAAACAAUGGAUCAAAGCAAUGCGAUGGAAUGAAGAGGAUGUAUGCAAAGCACAUGACGAAUGCAGUAGUAUACCGUAUAUUAUGUCAAAUUUAGGAGCUUUAUUAAGUUCUAUAUUGUUAAAUAUAUUAUUAACUGCAUUCAAUAUUCGAAAACAUCAAUACCUUAGUGCUAUGUUGGCUUCUCUUAUACUCUGUGGAUUUUAUGCUUUUAACGGUUGGAAUCGUGUAUUUUUUACAAAAAAAUCUGAUUACAAAUGUCAGCGUACAUUAUAUUUUAUUGAAAAUGGUUUGGUCUUUAUUCGUUAUGCUCUUAUAUCACUUGUAUUAGUUAGUUUUUAA
Messenger RNA from Rotaria sp. Silwood2, 453 nucleotides. The record is from the annotation of a GenBank genome assembly. NCBI's taxonomy places the organism in Eukaryota, Metazoa, Rotifera, Eurotatoria, Philodinida, Philodinidae.